Lodderomyces oxycetoniae is the source of this 1107-nucleotide messenger RNA. RefSeq names its product Age3p (gene AGE3). The record is from RefSeq and is a predicted model, not a curated record. The coding region runs from base 1 to 1107 and encodes 368 amino acids. Lineage: Eukaryota; Fungi; Ascomycota; Pichiomycetes; Serinales; Debaryomycetaceae. Gene Ontology annotation, cellular component: Golgi membrane. The transcript has a single exon. Gene Ontology annotation, biological process: regulation of endocytosis; regulation of ARF protein signal transduction. Gene Ontology annotation, molecular function: GTPase activator activity.
AUGUCAAUUGAUCCGGAGGCACGAAGAAAAUUAUUGAGUUUGCAGAAAGUAGGUGAGAACAAGAGAUGUUUUGAUUGUUCUGCGCCAAAUCCGCAAUGGGCUUCUCCUAAGUUUGGGAUAUUUAUUUGCUUGGAAUGUGCAGGUGUGCACAGAGGGUUAGGUGUCCACAUUUCUUUUGUGCGAUCAAUAACGAUGGACCAGUUAAAGCCAGAGGAAACGUUAAGGAUGGAAAUUGGCGGUAAUGAAAGAUUGAAACAAUAUUUCAUCGAGAAUGGGGUUGACUUGUCCUUGCCAGCAAGGGCAAAAUAUGAUAACUAUGUUGCCGAGGAUUACAAGGAGAUGCUUACAUGCGAAGUGGAAGGCAAAGAAUUUGUGCCAAAGGACCACUCGGGCCAAACGUUACCUGAUAAAAAUAACACAGACCCAGCCACAGCCGCAGCCGCAGCCGCUAAAUCUGAAAAUACCUCUUCAUCUGCCAUUCUUCAAGCAAAAAAGGCUAGCGCAGACAAUGAUUUGAAAACGAAAAACGAAGCAUUUUUUGCAAGUUUGAGUGCCAAGAAUGAGUCUAGGCCUGAAAACUUGCCUCCUUCUCAAGGAGGCAAAUAUGCAGGGUUUGGAAACACUCCACAACCAAAUUCUUCUUCAAACUCAACUAGUAGCAACGGAUCAUCAUUAUCCAGUUUCACCAUUGAUAACUUCCAAAAAGAUCCUCUCGGCACUUUCACAAAAGGUUGGAGUCUUUUUUCUUCAUCUGUAGCCAAAUCUAUGCAAGAAGUCAACGAUAGUGUAAUUCAACCAGGAUUGCACUCAAUCCAACAGAGUGAAUUUGGAAAUGAAACUAAGAAAGCUAUGGCUCAAUUUGGACAAAAGAUGCAAGAAACAGGCAAAUAUGGACAACAAACUUUUCAAACUUUUACAAAAGAAGUGAACGAAGAAGGAUUAAAUAAAGCCAUCGACCAUAGAUUUAAUAGUUUGUGGGGCAGAAAAAACUCAGGAUCCGAAGCGCCAACGGCGUUUGGGUACCAAAAGCUAGAUGGUGGAGUUGAGAGUGGAAAAGUAUCAAGCGAAAAGAAAAGUGAUGAUGAGGAUAAAUGGGACGAUUUUUAA